CCCCGACCUUGUCCGCCAUUCCCCCUUCUCCAGCCCCAACCUCUGCCGCCAAGCUAUCACUAGCCGCCGUCCCUGUAGCUCGGCUAUUUCACGCAGCUGCACAGCAGAACCCUAUCUGUAUGACAUCAUCGAUGGUGAUCCAGAUCUGACCGUCGUCGAUGAACCCUGGCCACAGGCCACUGUAGCCAUUGUCACAAAUCUGACGAUCGUCGCCCAUCAUCCUCGGCCAGAGAAAGGUGAAGAAGUAGAGUACAGGCCUGGAGGAGACGGUGGAGAUGGCGCGGCAUCGCUGCGAUGCAUACCACGGCGGCGUGGAUUCGCUGCGAUGCGGUCAUGAACGGGGAAGUGGAAUGAUGGCGGCGAUAAAGUCGUGAACUGCGUUUUGGUCAGCGGCGGAGGCAGUGUGGAUUGGGCGGUGGCGAAGUCUCAAGGUCAGCGGCAGCGGCAUCGUGGAUUGGGCGGCUGUGAAUCUGGAGUUGUGGAGCUCCAUGGUUUUUGAGGAGAUACGAAGGGGAUUUUGAAAGAAGUCGACGGAUCAGGCUUUUUAUAUUUAAAUGCUCACUUUUAUGUCCAAGUAAAAAGCACUCAUAUUUU
Messenger RNA from Cuscuta europaea, 594 nucleotides. The record is from the annotation of a GenBank genome assembly. NCBI's taxonomy places the organism in Eukaryota, Viridiplantae, Streptophyta, Magnoliopsida, Solanales, Convolvulaceae.